ACAACCACAGGCGUGGGUAUUUGCUGAGCUUCCAUCUUCUCUGCAGCUCCUCCCUCAGCAAUACCCCCCCAACAGCAGGUGUUAAAAGCUGCCGAUGGGUCCAAACCUCAGAUGAGCUCCUGCUUCCUUCAACAUGAAGUCCCUGAACAACCGAGCUGGAAGCCACCUGAGCGGACAGGUGGAGUCUGAGCUGGACAGCAUGGGGAACGGGGGCUGGGUCAACCAUGGCUACUGUGAGUCCCCCGAACCCCGGGGUGUCAGCACCAUCUACAGCCCCCCUCCGUUCCUCCAGGGCCCAGUGGACAGCAUCUACAGGCUGGAUGCUGCAGGGAAGUUUCCAGAACCUUCUUCUGUCCAAAGUGAGAAGAAGAAAAGCGGAGGCUGCUGCUCCUUCAUCAAAGGACUGUGGGGGACAGCCCUGACCGAGAACAUCUCCAACAACAGAGAGAAGUACAUCCGCACCACCCUGAGGGAGCUGCUGGUCUACCUGGUCUUUCUGCUGGACAUUUGUCUCUGUGAGUCUUUACACUGAAAGAAACGUUUAUAGAACUCACAUUUGAUUCAAAACUGGAGCUUUUAUCAUCUUUUAUCAUUUAAAGGCUGUGAGUUUCCAAUUUCAUAUAG
This is a messenger RNA of Oryzias melastigma (Indian medaka), 624 nucleotides long. RefSeq names its product polycystic kidney disease 2-like 1 protein. The record is from RefSeq and is a predicted model, not a curated record. Bases 134 to 532 code for a protein of 132 amino acids. The transcript is spliced from 2 exons. NCBI's taxonomy places the organism in Eukaryota, Metazoa, Chordata, Actinopteri, Beloniformes, Adrianichthyidae.